AUGUCCAUUGAUCCUUGUAUUAAAUCAACACCAUUUGCCUCCAUAAAAAAUGAGAGUUAUUUUAAAGAAGAAGAUGAAGUUCUCUUCUCAAUGCACACUGUCUUUCGAGUGUGUGCAAUUAAACAAAUGGGCUAUGAUCAUAAACUUUAUCAAGUUGAAUUACAAUUAAUGUCGGAUGAUGAACAACAACUACGAUUACUUACUGAUCAGAUACGAGAAGAAGCUACUGGUGAUAAUGGAUGGCGAAGAUUGUGCAAAUUAUUGCUUAAAAUCGGUCAAUUUAUUAAGGCUGAAGAACUUUGUGAUGCGUUACUCGAAAACGAAUCUGAUGAUACUGAAAAAGCAUAUUACUAUGUUUGUCUGGGAUAUGUCCAAGAUCAUAAGGGUGAUUAUGCAAAGGCUAUUUGGUAUUACGAAAAAGCACUUGAAAUUGAACAAAAUACUCUUCCGUCAAAUCAUCCUUCAUUGACUAUUUCAUAUGGCAACAUCGGAUUGGUGUAUAACAACAUGGGGGAGUACUCUAAAGCGCUUUCAUUUUGCGAAAAAGCUCUUGAAAUAUUUCAUGAAACUCUUCCUUCAAAUCAUCCUUCAUUAGCUACUUCAUACAACAACAUCGGUUUGGUGUAUGAUAACAUGGGAGAGUAUUCAAAAGCAAUUUCAUUUUGCGAAAAAGCACUGUAA
This is a messenger RNA of Adineta steineri, 681 nucleotides long. The record is from the annotation of a GenBank genome assembly. Lineage: Eukaryota; Metazoa; Rotifera; Eurotatoria; Adinetida; Adinetidae.